AUGAUCGCGCGUCUUCCACUGGCUCUACCUUGGCGCAAACCACGCGACGGACCAAUCCUAUUCUCGGCCGACGCUGAGUUCCCUCCCGAAGGAUUUGACAUUAGCUUUCGCCGCUUGGGAGCGCCGAACAAGCGCAAGACGAACUCAAUUAAAAUGGCGUCACUCUUUCAGCUGCCAGAAGAGCUUCUUCUGUCUCCUCUGUAUGAACGAUUCCCCUGUCGAGAAUAUCAAAUCCGAUCUCUAGCCACCCUCCUCCAUCCUACAGCAGCGCCUUGUCGGAACCUUGUCGUCUACGGCACCGAGGCCACCGGCAAGUCCACCGUCGUCGAGGCCCUCCUGCAAACCCUCUCCAAAGCCUCCGACAAGGAGCCAGAACCCGAACCGUCUCUCAAGUUCGCUGUCAUCAACUCCAUACAAUGCAUCACAGGCCGGCACCUGUUCGAGCGGACCGUCGCCUCCGUAGUGGAUGCCAUACAAUGGGAGGCGCCACCCAAGAAAUGCGAGACUCUGGCGCAGCUGAUGGUUGAGCUGUGCAAGAUGCUCAAGUAUACUCAACGUCCCGAGGGCUGGCGCCUUGUCCUCGUCUUUGACGCAGUCGACCGCCAGCGAGACGCUCCCCCAACCCUCCUCACUGCUCUAGCAAGACUAUCCGAAGUAAUACCCUGCCUGACUUGCGUCUUCAUCGUCACCGCCCCUCCGCCGGGCUUCCUCCGCACCUCCUUCGCGCAGCAUAUCCAGUUCCCAAAUUACACCAAACAGGAAUUCGUCAAGAUUCUCUCCGCCACCCCGCCGCCGCCGACCCCGACGACCACACAGGACGACACAAACUUCCUCUGGAGCCGCUUCUGCGGCGCCGUCUGCGAUGCCCUCACGACAUCGGCCUCCCGUACGCUGCCCUCGUGCCGCCACAGCUGCGAGGCCCUUUGGCCGCGCUUCACCGCACCUAUACUCGCGCGCACCCACGGCCCGCGCGAAUUCUCCAAGCUCCUCAUCGCCUCGCGCGUUCACUUCCAGGAUGAGAGCCUCUUGAACCCGAGCAUCGUUUUCGUCAAGCCCGGCGCGGCCUCGUCGGCGACCGCCGUUAACGGCCAUGGCCCGGGGCCCGCCGGGACGCCAUCGAAGCACGCGACGGCGCAGCAGGCCAUGAGCACCGCCACUGCCGACCUAACGACGCUCCUGCCCACCACGACGCGACUGUUGCUACUGGCGGCGUACCUGGCGUCGCACAAUGCCGCCAAGCAUGAUCUGGUGCUCUUCUCGACCUACCACCACGGUCGACGCAAGCGUCGCGGCGGGGGUUUCGUGGCGCCGAAACGGGGCCGCCCCAGCAAACACAAAAAGAUCUCGCGCAAGUUGCUCGGCGCGCACGCUUUCGUCCUCGAGCGCAUGCUCGCCAUCUUCGCGGCCCUACGGUGCGAAUGGGCCGCCGACGACGGGCUCGCCGUCGGGAGCGUGGUCGACGGGGACGUCGGCAUGGCGAUCUCGACCCUUGCGAGCUUGCGAUUGCUGAUGAAGGUCGGCAUGGCAGGUGAUCCGAUGGAUCGGGGCGGCAAGUGGAGGAUCAAUGUGGGAUGGGACGUCAUCAGGGGCGUAGGGAGAAGCCUCGGUAUCGAGGUGGAGGAAUGGCUUGUUGACUAGGGC
Colletotrichum destructivum is the source of this 1641-nucleotide messenger RNA. RefSeq names its product Putative origin recognition complex, subunit 5, P-loop containing nucleoside triphosphate hydrolase. Gene Ontology annotation, molecular function: DNA replication origin binding. Gene Ontology annotation, biological process: DNA replication initiation; DNA replication. The transcript has 3 exons. Bases 1 to 1638 code for a protein of 545 amino acids. Gene Ontology annotation, cellular component: nucleus; nuclear origin of replication recognition complex. Lineage: Eukaryota; Fungi; Ascomycota; Sordariomycetes; Glomerellales; Glomerellaceae. The record is from RefSeq and is a predicted model, not a curated record.